AUGAUCACUGUCACUGGUGAUUAUGGCUGCGUUUGUGCUCCGAGCAGCAUCGCAGGACUGUUCACUGACCUUGGUCUCUCUGGUACCGGAUAUGUCUAUUGCGCGACUGGCAGCCCGUACUUGACAGAAGAUGCCGUGAGCACAAUCACUGCCGAGAACGCUGCCCUUUGCACACAGUCGAAGAACCAGAAUUUCUGGAAUUCGUACAGCAUGUCAGACUUUAUUGUCAGCCAGGCCACGGAGAUGGCGCCUUACCAGACAGGCUUCUCCGACACGGUCGAAGAGAAGUUGCCCAACCUAAGCUCUGAGGACUACCAGUGUAGUUGGAGCUAUGGCGGUACGCACUGUGAUGCUGGGCCUGUCAUUGACAGCUGCCCGCAAAACCCACAGUUUGCGUAUAUCGAGAUUGCGACAAUUAAUCUGGUCAAUUACCUGGAUGACAUCUUUCAAGCGUUCCAGACUGUGAUCACGACGGUGACGCCGGCAUUUGCGGGCUUCCCUGGUACCUUCAAUCCAAACAAUAUUACCACAUUACCAGGAGAUGACCCAGCUGGGCUCGCGGGAGCAGCGUCGUACUUCGUAGGAUCGUUGGCUGCCCUGGUACCAGGGUUUGGCCUUUUCGCUGAGGGAUCUACAGCUGCAGCACGCUUUGGACAGCUAGGCGCCGCUGCAUACGCCGCUGGCUCGGUGGCGGGCAUCUCCGAAUUUAGUGACGAGUCUGGGAACAUUGAGACUCAGUUCUCUGACUUCGCUGCCAUCUCGAAAAUGCUUAGUCGGCUAUCAGACGCUUUAGCCUCGACCUUCUCGACCUUUGUCACUAGUCGUAUGAACGAAGCUCCUCCCGAAGGUUUUGAGACCGACCCAACUCACCUACCAAUGCUGCUCGCCGACGGCACUUUCGCAGAACCCCACCCGCCUUUCAGCCUGAGCCAGGCGGAGAACCUAACUGCAGCAAUUGCUGGGCCUGGCAUAAACCUACUGUGGCAGUAUGGCUCGACUGUCAUUGCAAAGGUGAACAGGAACAAUCUGGCGGUGGACCCUUGCGAGGGAGACAAUUUGUUCCCAGCCGAUGUGAAGUAUUGCGACCCAGAAGGCAACAUGUUUGUCUUACAAACAAAGCCGGUGGAUGGGAAUGAGUGGGGUGGCCGAAUGGACGAGGUUGGGCUCGAUGACCCGACGAAAUGGGCUGUUCCCGGGUUCGACACCAUUGGCGAUUGGUUCCUCACGGUAGUUCCCUCACGAGCGAGAACAUCCCAUGCCGAAGAAGUGCAAGACAUUACGCAGUCCUCCUGGAGCAAUCAGCAGGAAUUCGGUCCGGCAUCCACCGGUCCAGAACCCGAGGACUUCCUCAACGACUUGAUCUUGAGGGCGCCGACGACGCUCCCUCGUCAGGACUACAUAUUCUUCAACCUCUGGGUCUGCGACUUCGAUCAGAACGAUCUUACGGGUGCCGCUGGAACGAGACUCCAGGAUGAAUGUGGUGAUGCCACCGAAGAGAACGCCCAGUGCUACUUUUACUUUCAGCUGAUUGCUGUGUGUCCAUUACAAUUCCCGGAUGGCACUGGUCCUUCCAAGUGGCCUUGGGGCUACGUUUGGCUGCUUGGUGGGGAAGGCGACGGGUUUACGACUCCUCCAGAUGAGGAGUGA
Saxophila tyrrhenica is the source of this 1647-nucleotide messenger RNA. RefSeq lists its product as uncharacterized. The coding region runs from base 1 to 1647 and encodes 548 amino acids. Lineage: Eukaryota; Fungi; Ascomycota; Dothideomycetes; Mycosphaerellales; Extremaceae. The record is from RefSeq and is a predicted model, not a curated record. The transcript has 9 exons.